AUGGAUUCUGGUCCCAAACUAUGGCACACGCAGGUGGUCCCUCUGGAAGCUGACCUGGACAAAAGCAGUCCCCAGCCGGAGUGUUCCAUUUGCUUCAACACCUAUGACAAUGUCUUCAAAACGCCGAAACAGCUGGCAUGCACUCACACCUUCUGUUUGGAGUGCCUGUCCCGGCUCAUGGCCAUCUCUGUGGACCCACAAGAUGGCAAAAUCACCUGCCCCUUUUGUCGCCACCCCACCCCUAUUCCCAGAAAUGGGCCCCCGGCCCUGGCCACCAGCCGGGAGGUGCUGUGCCGACUUCCAGUCCAUCAACAGCAGGAACAGCAAGUGUGGCUGGAGGGGGAAAAACUAUGCUACCAACGGCCACUGGACUCUGCAUCUCCUGCCUUUUGUAUCUGCGUUGACAUUGGGGCUAGCCAGGAGAACAGCACACCACAGCAGUCACAGCCUCAUGGCACAGGCCUGUUGGAUAGGUUUACUGACUGGAAACGGCUGGUGCUCUUUAUCAUCCUAAUGCUGCUGCUGGUAGUGAUCGUGUUGUGGCCGCUGCAGUGUAUCGUCAACACAGGCUCUCUGCGCUGUGUACCAAGGCCUGUGUCACCAACAACCACCUCCUCCCCAUUCACACCCUCACCAGCCUUUUGA
Chanos chanos (milkfish) is the source of this 645-nucleotide messenger RNA. RefSeq names its product ring finger protein 223 (gene rnf223). Lineage: Eukaryota; Metazoa; Chordata; Actinopteri; Gonorynchiformes; Chanidae. Gene Ontology annotation, molecular function: ubiquitin protein ligase activity. The transcript has a single exon. The record is from RefSeq and is a predicted model, not a curated record. Bases 1 to 645 code for a protein of 214 amino acids. Gene Ontology annotation, biological process: protein ubiquitination.